Chanos chanos (milkfish) is the source of this 1601-nucleotide messenger RNA. RefSeq names its product pleiomorphic adenoma gene-like 2 (gene plagl2). Gene Ontology annotation, cellular component: nucleoplasm; nucleus. The coding region runs from base 5 to 1480 and encodes 491 amino acids. NCBI's taxonomy places the organism in Eukaryota, Metazoa, Chordata, Actinopteri, Gonorynchiformes, Chanidae. Gene Ontology annotation, biological process: negative regulation of transcription by RNA polymerase II; regulation of cytokine production; regulation of immune system process. Gene Ontology annotation, molecular function: DNA-binding transcription activator activity, RNA polymerase II-specific; RNA polymerase II cis-regulatory region sequence-specific DNA binding; DNA-binding transcription repressor activity, RNA polymerase II-specific. The transcript has a single exon. The record is from RefSeq and is a predicted model, not a curated record.
GCAUAUGGCCACACAUUCUCCACAGAAGACACACCAGUGUUCAUUCUGCGAGAAGAUGUUUCACCGCAAAGACCACCUGAAGAAUCACCUACAGACCCACGACCCCAACAAAGAAGCCUUCAAGUGUGAGGAGUGUGGCAAGCACUAUAACACCAAGCUUGGUUAUAAGCGUCACGUGGCCAUGCACUCCGCCACGGCGGGUGACCUUACUUGCAAGGUGUGCCUGCAAAGUUAUGAAAGCACGCCGGCCCUCCUGGAGCACCUAAAGAGUCACUCGGGUAAGUCGUCCGGCGGUACCAAGGAGAAGAAGCAUCCAUGUGACCACUGUGAUCGUCGUUUCUACACGCGCAAGGACGUACGACGCCAUAUGGUGGUACACACGGGACGCAAGGACUUCCUAUGCCAGUACUGCGCCCAGCGCUUUGGCCGCAAGGACCACCUGACACGGCAUGUCAAGAAGAGCCACUCGCAGGAGCUUCUGAAGAUUAAAUCGGAACCUCCGGAUAUGCUGGGUCUUUUGGGGUCAGGCUCACCACCGUGUUCUGUCAAAGAAGAACUCAACCCUAUGAUGUGUAGCAUGGGACCUGCCAAGGAUCCCAUGAUGACCAAGCCCUUUCCCCCAGGAAACCCCUUCCCCAUGGGUAUGUACAACCCGCAUCAUAUCCAGGCCAUGUCCAAUCCUGGAGUGGGUCAUCACCACUCUUUGGUGUCUGGCUCUCUGUCCGCUGCUAUGGGAAUGAGCUGCCAUAUGGAGCCUCCGUCAUCUCUGCACCACCAUCACCCACAUCACCACCACCACCAUCAUCAUCACCACCAUCACCAUCACUCCUCUCCCCCACCCACCCAUCAACAGCAACCCCCGCAUCAGUCGCAGCAGCUCCCGCAAGCACCACCUAAGUACCAGCUUGGAUCUACCUCAUACCUGCUAGAAAAACCUCUGAAGGUGGAGAUGGAGAGUUUCCUGAUGGAUCUGCAGAGCGGGCUGCCCGUUCCACCGCCACCAGCUGAGCCCCACUCUGCCUCUUCACCUCCCAAAGAAGGUUUAGAGCCACCCCCAAGCCUGGCGGAUGAGCUGUGUGGGGACCCCCUCUUGUCCAAGAGCCCCGCUGUCAUUGCAGAGUCUUUGUGUGCUGCUAACAUGGACUUCUCUCAUUUGCUGGGCUUCCUGCCGCUCAACCUGCCACCCUACAGCGCCCCCAUGAGCACAGGAGGACUAGUGAUGGGUUACUCCACUUCCUCUGUUGUGUCUUCUUCUUCCUCUUCCUCCUCCUCCUCAUCAUCCUCGCAUGCUGGCGAGCCUCACACCGUUGCUGCCACGGCAACGGCCGCAGUGCCUCUUACCUCUUUGCAACCUCAACCUCAGGAGCAGCAAGGCUCCAAUGGGGGUCUCGGCCUUGGACCCCUACAUCCCCUUCCACCAGUGUUCAGCUCCAGCCUCAGUACCACCACCUUGCCUCGCUUCCACCAGGCCUUUCAAUGAGGGCCCCACCCCACCCCAGCCUAACUCAGACCAGUCAUUCUGAGAGGCUCAGGGAAUUGGGGGUCUAUAAGGACCCUCACAGGGGUGGGAGGACAAAACACUUGAACACUUAGAAGCCUUA